GUUAAAUAAUCAUGACGCUGAUCAGCUGAAAAGCGUGACAUGUUGACGAGAGUCAAUAAUCACCUUGUUCACUGAUUCACAUGUCUCUCUUAUCUCAAACAUCGUUGAAGCUCGAACCACCACAUUCACUGGAUAAAUUACUUACUACUGGACUUCAGAAAGCUAUUGUGGAAAUUAAAUGCUUCAAUUCCAACCAGUUCAAAUCGUACAGACCUCGAGUCAUAGUUACCACCAUAUUUUGAAACAGAAUUAGUAAACUGAGCUAAAUUCCACUAAGCGCUACUGACUGCUACUAUCUCCAAGAGAUUUUCAGUGUUUACUGACUAAGUCUCUUCCAAGUGACUUCUGGAAAGUGAAUGUUGACAGCACAGAUAACUAAUUGAUUGCCUGAUAAAUGGCUGUCUUUUGCGAGACUCUCUGAGAAAUGUGGUAAAUGUUCGAUAACAUUAUUCCACUCUAUGCAUUGUGACAAUUCAUUGACGCAUUUAAAUGGAAUAUGAGUUAAGUGGAAAGAAUUCAAAAUAAUGCAGCCUUCGUGGGUCAGUUCGCCCUUGAAACUACUUAUUCUCCUGUUGAUAUUCUUCGGUUUCAUGUAUGUAUUCUACUUGGUGGGCAUGAAGUCAGAUGAACAUGGUCCAAUAUUUGUCGUCAACUACACAUCGGUCCUUGAUAAUCAGUUGAAAGAGAUGGUUGUUUUAUUUCCAUUUCAGGUGGGCUGUUAUCGACUCAAAUAUGACCAGGUGGGUCGUCUACAGCCAUCUCUGAAUCUACUAACUUGGCCACAGUUGGAAGCCAAAUAUGCAUCUUCUCAGCCAAGGGAUUACAUUGUGCUCAACAACUCAGCAGAAAAUUCCGAUUUAAAACCUUUAUUUGGAUCACUUUACACUAGAUAUGAUGCAGCAUUGCCAAACGUUACAAGUGUAUCAAAUGAAAGUGAUGAAAGCGAAAGAGUCACCGAAAAGCACAGUUUACCUAAAAUAUGGACUCCAAUGGGUUGUUCUACUAGCAUGUCAUCAGCUAUAAUCAUUCCAUAUCGUAAUCGCGAUGAACACCUACGCAUUGUAACAAAUCAUCUACAUGCGUUUAUAAGGCACCAAAAAAUACCAUAUACCAUUUUCGUGAUUGAACAGACCGGUAAAACUAAAUUUAACCGUGGUGCUCUCUUAAAUGCUGGGUUUCUUGAGGUUUCAAAGUUGCAGGAGUAUAGCUGUUUCAUUUUACACGAUGUGGACAAACUGCCUGAAGAUGACCGUCUUACUUAUACGUGUAAUUCACGUCCGACGCACUUUUCCUCUGCACUUAGUCAGAAUGAUUACAAAGUACUGUAUAGGGAUUUUUUCGGUGGUGUUGUGGCAUUUACACGUGAACAGUUUCUGGAAAUAAAUGGAUUUUCAAACCUAUAUGAAGGAUGGGGUGGUGAGGAUGAUGAUUUAUUGACUCGAGUUAGUCAAUCCAAAUAUGGGGUAUUUCGAAUCAGUACAGAUAUUGGUCGUUACUAUACACUGAGUCAUGCCACUGAUAAGUUGAAUGAAGUCAAUCCAGACCGCUACGCAUUGUUAAAAAACGCAUCAGCACGUAUUAAAAUUGAUGGACUGAAUACAUUGGACUACAGUGUUAUCUCUUCACAAACCAUGUACAACGGUUUACUUCAUUGGAUUUCCUUGGAUAUACCAUCAGUGAGGAAGAGUCAUUUAUAGUGAAAAUGGAUGUACACUGAUACAAGGUGAAUUUGUCUGCUUAAUAUCAUGAAAGACAGAAGCCAAUUCAUUCUGGUAAUACACUUUGUUGAUACAAGUGAAUACACAGUCGAUCUACACACAUUUUACUUUUGGUUUUGUAUAAUAAAACUCGUCCUUGUAUUCCUUGUAUUCACCAAGUUCACAGCUUAUAUUCAUAUAUAAAUAUAAAUAAUGAUGUGUACAGGUAUACAAUAAAUGUAUUAUCUUAGUCUUUUCUUCUUAAAUCUUUCUGCCUAACAUGCGAACGAGUUUGCAAGAUUUUCAACACACAAUUCACGUUCACUUAAUUCUUUUGAUUGUAUUUACAUGAAUGGGUAAACGUAUUAUGGCAA
Molecule: messenger RNA, 2071 nt
Organism: Trichobilharzia regenti
Lineage: Eukaryota; Metazoa; Platyhelminthes; Trematoda; Strigeidida; Schistosomatidae
Source: the annotation of a GenBank genome assembly